GGAACGGGGGGGGGGCACCAAUCGAUGGUGUUCUCAGAUCUUCCUAUAAAAGAUCUUAUAACUCAACCCAACAACGUGGGGUUGCGUAGAGUAGCCAAAAUACAGAAAAACCAAUCACUGAGAAUUGUUUCACACAUUACUUUUUAUUUGUACAUUUAAAUGCAAUGUAUGAAUGAAAGUAUCUGAAAGCAAGUGCGUCAUACAGGCCUAGCUCACAAUGCAAGAAGGGGGUCACACGGGUUGCCUUCGUACUGAUUGUCUAUGAGAGAGAAGCCUGAUUGGCGAACUGAGGGGAGAGGAAGUUAAUUGUGGAGCAAGACGACCCGCAGGCCCGUCGUGAUAGGGCUACCCUGUAUGGCCCUCUUCCAUGUUCUUUGCAUGCAUAAAAGGGGUCGUCGUAACUUCCUUGUGUAAAUGAACAAGAAGUAACAUCCAUAAAUCAUAUCACCUUCCACCUCUUGCUUUUCAGUCGAUUAGACCCGUUUACACAUUCGGCAGCAAAUCAGUGAAUGCACAGUGAGGAAAAUAAUCAAACAAUGUAAAUGCAUCUUGAAGCAAGCCAGGAUUACUUCCAGCUCUCCGUCCAGGAUACAUUUGGUUGCCAACAAGGGUUUGCCAAAACGUUACGUGUGGAACGGCCCAACUACCACGUAGUUGUUCAUAAAGUGACCACCAUGCAGGUUUUUUUCGCUCACUGCAAGCCUACUCCAAAUUUGCACUGCAGGAGUAAGUCCCAGACUAGGGCCGCCUGUUUGUCCUUCCUUUGCUCUUUAGACCCCUCCCCGCUCCCUCUUGUUUAAGAGGGUUCCAGCAGUCGUUUGGAUCCCGCCGCGCUUUCAGCGGUCCUUCACGUUCUCAGAGAGCGGACGUUUUUCCCAGUGACGAGUUCCUCGGAAGCCAAGUCUCCAUCUCAGCAGAGCAGUUUUAAAACAGCACAUACCGGGCCAGGAAGAAUGAGAAUAAGCCCGAGGUGGAUGGCGGGAGAGAGGAGAGGCGCGAGAGUUUUUUGCAUUUAAUUAUGAAACAUGUUAAAAAGUGCGAGACGGUGGGGGGGAGAAGUUGACAUUGCCUCGAGCCCCCCGCGACUUUUCCUUCGCCCCCUCGAUUGUUACCCUGAUUGUACCUCCGCGUCCCCCUCCCCCUCCACGUGAUGGGCCCGACAUGCGCAGCAGCGCCAGGGCCGCCGGAGGCACAUUUGCAGACUGACGUCAGUGUGCACAACCUCUCAGGCCAAAAUAGUCUGCUGCUGCUGCAGUUCCAAACUUGGCUGAAGGCCGGUAGUGAGAAGAGAUCUCGAGCUACUUCAACAAAACUUUCUCUCCAGUUUUUCCUGCUCCCUCUCCCCCUUUCUUUCUUUCCUUCCUUCUCUCUCUCCUUCUGAUGGUAUUCAAAUAAUAGCUCUGCGUUGGAAGGGGUGGCCAAGAAGAAAAUCCCAAUCCCAAAUUAAGUCUUUUUCCCCCUUCUCCCCACUUCCUUUCUCCUUUCCCUUCUGUCUCUUCCUCCCCCCGCCCCCAUUUUUUUGGUUGUAAAAGACAAAAAUAUGCAGGGUGCUUAGAUAAGGCUGGAUGAAUUGAUGGCAUCCCUUUUCUUGCCUAGUCAGUCCGUUUUCUCAGCUUCCCCUUUUUAGAAAAGGCUCAUAGAGGAUUUCAUUCUGCUCUAGAAUAUAAUUCUGGCUGGCUUGCCAAAAGUGGGAAAAUCACAGAGAGGAAUACGGGAGCCCUCCAGUGCAAUUUCUAUUGUUUGAAACUCACUUUAUAUCAGAGAAAUUGAAGAUGAAAACGGUGGCAGCUGAUCUGGCGAGCAGCACUGUGUGUGAGAGAGAAUGAGAUCAGCAGCGGCUCCUUUAUUCGUGUCGUUUCUUAUUAAGGAUGCAGUCCUACGCGUGCUUACUUGGGAGUAAGCCUCACUAAACCCAAUGGAACUUACUUGGGCUGCACAAGCUUUGUGUGUGCUCAACCAUAUUAUCUCAUUAUGGAAACGCCGUAAGAAAGACCCCCAGAACUCAAACCCCACGCUUUUUACUUGUUUAGGUCGUGCGCCCUUCAGUUCAGAUGAUUUGUGUCUGUGGUGUUUUGUGUCUGUGGAACACCCACGGCAGCUCUUUAAAAAGCUGAGGGGGUUGGGAGAGCGACGCAAAGAAGCUAAUACCUGCGACUGAUAUGCCCCCUUUCCCUCCUUGCCUGUCGUUUUGCCUUAGCAACCCCUCGUCGUCCCAGGUCACUGGCCGCUUCUCGAGAGUGCUGCCCAUUCGAGGCGCUUCUCUCUCUCUCUCGGGCCCAGCUCCUUGCCAGGAGGCUCUGUGACUUGCAUAUGAGCAGCCAGGAACCAGAGCGGUGGGGGAUGGGUCGGCUUCAUCUCUCGCGCUCUCUGUCAAUAUGGAACCAGGAGCUCCCGCCAAGGAAUAUAUUUGCCUCUUACCCAGAGGCGUAGCUGCCAGACACCCAUGUGUCUCUCAACCUGAAGGCCGCUCUGCGGAGCUGCAGCAGACAUUAGCCAUUAGAAGAGGAAAUGGGUCUUUAUCCUUGGGAUCAGCAUGCAAGGCUGGCAGCAGCGCUUGGGUUAGAUUUACAUACGAGGCGAUGACCUUCCCAUUUGCUCUGGUUUUAGAGAUAACGCCUGAUCUAGUCAAACGCUCCCCCGUCCUCUUUCACCGGGAGCGGAUGUGUUUGCAGCAGUGUGCUGCAGCUUAGCGCCAGGCCAUUAAUGGGCCACAGGUGCUACCGCGAGAGCCGGGUUAUGUCUGAGCAAACAUUGCACAGGGAGAUAGAUGGUGAGGCUGGAGAAUGAGGCUCAUUGAGAAGAGCGGCUGCUGUUGUUGCUGCCCGCGGCGCGAGCCGAUCGGUUCAGCUUCUCUUCAGCUGCCUUUGGAGAGAGUCCCAGGGCUGGUGGUGGUGACUGACUGAGCUGCGGGCGCUGUACCGUUGCCAAGUUUCCGGGGGAGACGGAUGGGAGGCCGUUUGGAGGAGGCAGCGGGAGGGAGCUUGCCAGAUGAGGCUCUUGCUGCUGCUACCUGUUUGCAUGAAGAGGUAAAGAAAUGGACAGUUGUUCGCUAUUCACUUUAACUCAUCAUUGACAUGUGAAGGACCUAUUUUUAAUUACUUUUGGACUGAAAAUGUCUGCAGACAUAGAAAAAAGUAUAUUAUUCCAAAACACCUAUCAAGAAGUGGAAUCACAAUAGUUAAUCCUGAAGAAAAAUAAUAAAUCCUGGUUAUGGUGCAAUGUUGGAGUGGAGUUAAAGCUGUAGCACAUAGGUAGCCCACUUCUUCUAAAUUAUGGAAAUUUUGUGGAAGAUGUUGACCUGGAUUUUGUGCUUAAUUAUGGUUUUGUCAGAAUUUCACGGUGACAACAGGCUUUCGUAUAGUUCUCAAGAGGAAUUCCUGUCUUACCUUGAACACUACCAACUAACAAUCCCAGUAAGGGUUGAUCAUAGUGGAGCCUUCCUCAGCUUUAUUGUGAAAAAUACUAAGCCCUCCAGGAGAAAGAAGAGGAGUACUGAACAUUAUGACCAAGAACUGGCAGUAUCUAAAUUAUUUUUUAAACUUUCUGCCUAUGGCAAGCACUUUCAUUUAAACCUGACUCUCAACACAGAUUUGGUCUCCAAACACUUCACAGUAGAAUACUGGGGGAAAGGUGGACCUCAGUGGAAACAUGACUUUUUAGACAACUGUCAUUACACGGGAUAUUUACAUGGUCAGCAUGGUACAACUAAAGUAGCAUUAAGCAACUGCAAUGGUCUGCAUGGUGUUAUUGCUACAGAAGAUGAAGAGUAUUUUAUUGAGCCUCUAAGAAAUGUAACAGAAAAUUCCAAUCAUUUUAGUUAUGAAAGUGGUCAUCCUCAUGUUAUUUACAAAAAAUCUGCAAUGUACUACCGACUCUUCUAUGAUCAUAUCCAUUGUGGUGUCACAGAAGACCUCACAGGAAGCAGUAAACCUUGGUGGUUGAACAAUACCUUUGCUUUUCCAACUUUACGUCCAAUUAAUCACAAAUUAAGUAGUCACCAUCGACUGAAGAGAUCAAUAAGCACUGAACGUUUUGUGGAGACGCUGGUAGUAGCAGACAAAAUGAUGGUGGGAUACCAUGGUCGCAAAGAUAUUGAACAUUACAUUUUGAGUGUCAUGAAUAUUGUUGCCAAACUUUACCGUGAUUCCAGCCUAGGAAACGUUGUGAAUAUUAUAGUGACUCGUUUAAUUGUCCUUACAGAAGAUCAGCCAAACUUGGAGAUAAAUCACCAUGCAGACAAGUCCCUUGAUAGCUUCUGUAAGUGGCAGAAAUCCAUUCUCUCUCACCAAAGUGAUGGAAACACCAUUCCAGAAAAUGGAAUUGCCCACCAUGAUAAUGCGGUCCUUAUUACUAGAUAUGAUAUCUGCACAUAUAAAAACAAGCCUUGUGGAACACUGGGCUUGGCCUCUGUUGCUGGAAUGUGUGAGCCUGAAAGGAGCUGUAGCAUUAAUGAAGAUAUCGGCUUAGGUUCUGCUUUUACCAUUGCACAUGAGAUUGGUCACAAUUUUGGUAUGAACCAUGAUGGAAUUGGAAAUUCUUGUGGGACCAAAGGUCAUGAAGCAGCAAAACUUAUGGCAGCUCACAUUACAGCAAACACCAACCCCUUCUCAUGGUCAGCCUGCAGCAGGGAUUAUAUCACCAGUUUUUUAGAUUCAGGCCGUGGUACUUGCCUUGAUAAUGAGCCUCCCAAGCGUGACUUUCUGUAUCCUGCGGUGGCCCCAGGUCAGGUGUAUGAUGCUGAUGAACAAUGUCGCUUCCAGUAUGGAGCAACGUCACGCCAGUGUAAAUAUGGGGAAGUGUGUAGAGAGCUUUGGUGUCUCAGCAAAAGUAACCGCUGUGUUACCAACAGUAUUCCAGCAGCUGAGGGCACCCUUUGCCAGACUGGAAGUAUUGAAAAGGGGUGGUGUUAUCAGGGAGAGUGCGUACCUUUUGGCACUUGGCCCCAGAGCAUAGAUGGGGGUUGGGGUCCCUGGUCAAUAUGGGGAGAGUGCAGCAGGACCUGCGGGGGAGGAGUCUCAUCAUCCAUAAGACACUGUGACAGUCCAGCACCUUCAGGUGGAGGAAGAUAUUGCCUUGGAGAAAGGAAACGAUAUCGCUCCUGUAAUACUGAUCCAUGUCCUUUUGGGGCCCGUGAUUUUCGAGAAAAACAAUGUGCAGAUUUUGACAAUAUGCCUUUCCGAGGAAAAUACUACAACUGGAAACCAUAUACAGGAGGUGGGGUUAAACCAUGUGCAUUAAACUGCUUAGCAGAAGGUUACAACUUUUAUACUGAACGUGCCCCUGCAGUGAUAGAUGGAACACAGUGCAAUGCAGAUUCACUGGAUAUUUGUAUCAAUGGAGAAUGCAAGCAUGUUGGAUGUGACAAUAUUUUGGGAUCUGAUGCUAAAGAAGACAGGUGUCGGGUAUGUGGAGGAGAUGGGAGUACAUGUGAAGCUAUCGAAGGCUUUUUCAAUGACACAUUGCCAAGAGGAGGCUACAUGGAAGUGGUUCAAAUUCCAAAAGGUUCUGUUCACAUUGAAAUAAAAGAAGUGGCUGUGUCAAAGAACUAUAUUGCUUUAAAAUCUGAGGAGGAUGACUAUUACAUUAAUGGUGCCUGGACUAUCGACUGGCCUAGAAAAUUUGAUGUUGCUGGGACAGCUUUCCAUUACAAAAGACCAGCAGAUGAACCAGAAUCUUUGGAAGCCCUUGGCCCUAUUUCAGAAAACCUCAUAGUAAUGAUUUUACUACAGGAGCAAAACCUGGGGAUAAGGUAUAAAUUCAAUGUUCCCAUCUCUCGUACUGGCAGUGGCGACAGUGAAGCUGGCUUUACAUGGAAUCACCUACCUUGGUCAGAAUGUUCUGCUACUUGUGCUGGAGGUGCACAGAAACAAGAAAUAGUGUGCAAAAGGCUGGAUGACAGUUCCAUAGUACAGAACAAUUACUGUGAUCCUGAUAGUAAACCACCAGAAAAUCAAAGAGCCUGCAAUACUGAGCCUUGCCCACCCGAAUGGUUUAUAGGAGAUUGGUCUGAAUGCAGUAAGACCUGUGAUGGUGGAAUGCGAUCACGAACAGUUUUGUGUAUCAGGAAGAUUGGACCCUCUGAAGAGGAGACUUUGGACAGUAGUCAUUGUUUAACACACCAGCCAAUUGAAAAAGAAUCCUGUAACAACCAGUCUUGCCCUCCACAAUGGGUUCCUUUGGAUUGGUCGGAAUGUACUCCAAAAUGUGGUCCUGGUUUCAAGCAUCGUAUUGUUCUCUGCAAAAGCAGUGACCUUUCAAAAACAUUUCCAGUUGUACAUUGCCAGGAAGAAAACAAGCCACCAGUUCGCAUGCGUUGUAGCUUGGGUAGAUGUCCACCACCACGAUGGGUAUCUGGAGACUGGGGACAGUGUUCUGCACAGUGUGGUCUUGGGCAGCAGAUGAGAACUGUGCAAUGUCUCUCAUAUACUGGGCAAGCAUCCAGUGACUGUCCAGAUACUGUACGGCCUCCAUCAAUGCAGCAGUGUGAAAGCAAAUGUGAUAGUACUCCCAUUUCCAACACGGAAGAAUGCAAAGAUGUGAACAAAGUGGCUUAUUGCCCACUGGUGCUGAAGUUCAAGUUCUGCAGUCGAGCAUACUUCAGACAGAUGUGCUGCAAGACCUGCCAAGGACAUUGACCCACAGAAAUUGAAAGUGCCUUGCUAUUUCACUGUGGAAAUGUGUCUAUCAAAGAUUGCUGCACAAUGCAACCAGACAGAUGUCCUUGUAAAUGCAUCACCCUGUGGAAAAUGUAACCACUGGUCAGCCUCAGCUGAUAGAAUUUCAAUAUUAUUUUAACUUCUGUGAAGUGGGAUUUAUUCAUCCAAAGUGCUGGACACAAUAUAAGGAGGGCAUGCCAAAAUGGAAAAAUACACACAGUGCAUAGCGAGUAACUUAUGGUGGAACAUAUGUGUGCUUUUGACAAAAUCCACUAGUCUGUUUACCUCCUUGGACCAUUAAGAUAAUUUUUAUUAUGGACUUAGCAGUGACACUGAAUACAUUUGUAUUUAAUAUUGUUUAAAAUGUAGCUGUUAUGGUUUGGUCAACUACAGAAGUAAAGAAGAAUUUUUAAAAUGUUGUCAUAGCUUAUAAUUAAUAACUAUUUUAUCUUACUACAUAGCACCACAACUUAAGUUCAAGAAGUGGGCUUGGGAAUAUUAUUUUAGGAACAAUUAUAAAUCAGAAGUAAAAGAAAUGUAUUUUCCUUUGUUUCAUUCUCUAGAGAAUAAUCCAUAUUUCCUGAAGACUGCUGUGAGCCAUAUCUAAAGCUAAACUAAAAUGAUGAGAAACAUAAGAGUAAAGAGAUGCAACAGGAAUUUCCUAGAUGCAUCCAACAUUAAAGAAACAUGUGCUGCAGGUUUAUAGCCAUCUUGCCAUUUCACACUUAAAUCAGGAUUUCCACUACAAGGGAAUAUAUCCAUUCAAUAAAUGGCUCAUAUUCCAGUUGUGAAUAGCAUAUUUCCUACUAUUUCACUGCUUAAGGCUGUUAUCAUCAGAUUCACUGUUUUUAACUUCAGUUACAAAGAAUCAUCCAUUCUGCAAACAUCUAACUGGCUUUGUUACUCUGUAAUUACUCAUGAUAAACUGACUGUAGUGGGGUAGAGUCUCUUCUGCUGAUCAUGCUGAAAAUUACAGUGGCUUUCCAGUUUUUCCUUCAUUUAUAUAAUAGGAGAACACUGAUUUAUGAGAGACCAUGGAGAAGAGAAAAUAUGUAUAUGCCUAUUUUUUGGAGACUCUUACAGAACAACCAACCAAAGAGUACAUAACUUAUGGGAACUUUCAAGUCUAAGUACCAUAGUUUUUUAUAUUCACCAUAUCAAUAUAUUAAUACUCUGAAUUGUAUUUCAAUGUGAAGCCAAGCUCCUUGGGUAAAAUCAGUUCCAGAAUCCAGUGGGAGCUAAUACUAAUGGCCAUACUUCUCUCUCAUUCCCUGCUUUGUCAGUGACACAACAAAGAGAUAAGGAAAGUGGGUACUUGUUUAUAUUAUUAUACUGUACUUGAACACUUGCAAUUUGUAGCAGGUACUUGAUGAAUGUGCUUUGUGUCCAACUUGCCUCCUUUGUUGUAGUGUAAUUGAGAUGAUGUGAACACCACCACCUUGUAUUAAUACUAGAAGUCAAACAGCACUUUUAUAAAAAAUGAGACAAGUUUUUAUAACGUGUAUAUGAUAUCUAAAUAUGUCAGUAUAUUUAACAAAUUGCAGUAAGCCAAAUGUGUUGAACAAUAUUUACUAAUGUGAAUUAAUAGGAAAAACAAAGAGAAAGAGAGUUGUACUAUAUGUGUGUGAGGAAACCUUGGUAAUCCAUCAGUGGGGUUUUCUGUAAUCCUUUUAUUCAUAACCAUCCAACUUUUGUCAUGUUCUACCUCUUGACAGUAUGUUUCAUUUUCAUAUACCUAUGAGCAGUAGAGUUCAUAUGUGGCAAAUCUGUUUACUUGGAGCUAUUUGGUGCUCAGUUGCAAUUUCCUUCACUCUCAUUGACACGGAAGCUUAGAAAGGAAAACUAUACACAUGUGGGAGUUAACAUGUAGGCCUGAGGGCAGUGUAGCUAAUGAGUAAAUGACCUCUGUACAUGUCCAAUAAGGAAAUAUCUUGGUGCUAAAAUGCCUUGGCUAAGUAAAAUAAUAAUAGAAGGGAUAGAUAUUGCAUGGGUAUUUUCCAGACAAGAGACUACAGUCUAUCAUACUCUGGCUUGCUCUGAGGCAUAAAUACAUUCAUUAGUUUAUAUGUCUUUUCAAUCAGCAUGAAAUGAUGGGAUUUAUUCAAAACAAAACUCCUUUUACCUCACUUAUAGGACAUUGACAUUGCAAAAAGUGUUUCCGCAAACACAUUUUGCUCUUUCAUUGGUGCUAGAAGACCUGGGAGUCCAAUGUUUACUCGGCAGUUUAGAAGAGCACUGAGUUUGGAAUUUACAAAACUCCCUGGAGCAAUGUUGAGUUUCAUUACUAAAGGGAAUGAAAUGCAGAAUGUAUUGGGUUACAAAUGGACUGAUAUAGCUCCAGACCUGAAAUAAAAGCCUGAAUUAAAGAGGUAAAUCAUUCGUUUCCACAGCACAGAACAUUGCUGCUGCUACACUAUAGCCAUAUAUAUGUAAUCUAAGCUAAAAUAUUAAAAAUAUUAUAUUUCUGAAUAAUAACAACAGGACCAUUUGUGUAGGCUACGCAAAGAUGGGAAACCUAGGAAUUCAGUAGUAGGGUAUUUAACUCACACUGUGUUGUUGGUAUUUCCAUUGAGCAAUGUCACUGACACUAAGGCUGUCAUACGGGGAAAAAAGCCUGUACAUCAUGUCAAAAUGUACACUCCUAGAAAUAUUCCAUCUUAAGGGAUCAUCGUUAAUGGUAUGGAUAUCACAUUUCCUUAACAGUAAAGAAUGAAAAAAGAACCUUUCUAUUAUUGUGAUUAGUUGCUUAUUAUUUUAUACUCAGUAUUAAUGUGGUACACUGUUACAUUGUUAUUAUUAUUAUUUGCUUUUGUAAAUUAUGUGCUAAUUUAUUUCCAUGUUUCCUAACACUUGUUCUUACAUGUCAUGCAUUCUGCUACUUGUAACACUUGCUGCAGUAAAAUUCCACACCAGGCACAGAUUUGUUUUUAACAUAGAUAAUUUAGUAGAAUAAAAA
Messenger RNA from Rhineura floridana, 9612 nucleotides. RefSeq names its product ADAM metallopeptidase with thrombospondin type 1 motif 6 (gene ADAMTS6). The record is from RefSeq and is a predicted model, not a curated record. Lineage: Eukaryota; Metazoa; Chordata; Lepidosauria; Squamata; Rhineuridae. The transcript is spliced from 26 exons. Gene Ontology annotation, biological process: extracellular matrix organization; proteolysis. Gene Ontology annotation, cellular component: extracellular matrix. Gene Ontology annotation, molecular function: metalloendopeptidase activity. Bases 3273 to 6635 code for a protein of 1120 amino acids.